CAAAUUACGACCCGAUCCGACCCGUCAACAGUAGAAGGAGACAUCAAGUCAUCAUCUUCGGCGUUACAAAACUGAACCCUUUCCCAAAUCCGCUGCUGCUACCGCACCGUAGCUUCUGCCGGAAUAUUCCACCGUUUGCCCCCACUUUUCUCAUAAACCAUUAAUCGGUGUCAGUCGGCCACCGAAUCUCCAAUUCAAUUGAUGGCGAAGGGAGACGACGUCGCAGGGAUGGAAAUCGAUCAGAAUUCAUCCGCCUUGGAUCAGAUUAGUAACCCUAAAUUCUCUAUCAAUGUGCUGCAGCUACUGAAAUCAGCACAAAUGCAGCACGGAUUGCGAUUCGGUGAUUACGCUCGUUACAGGCGGUACUGCACUGCACGUUUGCGGAGAUUGUACAAGUCCUUGAAAUUCACCCAUGGCCGUGGAAAAUAUACCAAGAGAGCCAUAUCGUCAUCUACUGUGACUGAAGUCAGGUUUCUUCAUUUGGUUCUAUAUGCUGCUGAAAGAGCAUGGAGCCAUGCAAUGGAAAAGAAAACUUUACCAGAUGGCCCAAAUGCUCGUCAGAGGAUCUACCUCAUUGGCAGGCUAAGGAAGGCCGUAAAAUGGGCUACCCAGUUUCAAGAGCUGUGUGCCAUCAAGGGAGACUCGAGAACAUCUCUGGAAGCUGAGGCUUAUGCCUCUUAUAUGAAAGGGAGCUUGUUAUUUGAGCAAGAUGAACACUGGGACAUUGCGCUUAAGUGCUUCAAAAGUGCCAGGGCCGUUUAUGAGGAACUUGGAAAGUAUGGAGAUCUAGAGAACCAAGUUUUAUGCCGGGAGCGGGUUGAGGAACUUGAGCCUAGCAUAAGAUAUUGUCUGCACAAAGUUGGGGAGUCAAAUAUAAAAACUUCUGAACUAGUCCAGAUAGGAGAAAUGGAAGGGCCUGCUCUGGACCUUUUUAAGGCUAAAUUAGAGGCGGUCAUGGCUGAAGCUCGAUCUCAACAGGCGGCAUCGUUGACUGAAUUUCAUUGGCUUGGUCACAGAUUUCCCAUAUCAAAUGCAAAGAUUCGGGUCGCCAUACUCAAAGCCCAGGAACUGGAGAAAGAUACUAAUGGUCCAGGAGCAGAUUCAGUACCCACAGAGAAAAAACUAGCCAUAUUUGACAAAAUAUUUGCUGCUUAUAGUGAAGCCAGGAGCUGCAUAAGGAAUGACUUGGCUAACACAGGUAAUUCUGAGAGCAUUAAGGAUGACCUGAGUGGCCUUGAUAAAGCUAUUGGGGCUGUCUUAGGAGAGAGAACAAUUGAGCGUAAUCAGUUGCUUGUGCACAUUGCAAAGAAUAAGCUCAGUAAGGUUCGUGAUGACAAAAACGAAAAGGUUACAAAACCUGAAGAGCUUGUCCGGCUAUAUGAUCUCCUCCUACAGAAUGCUGCUGAUCUUUCUGAUCUGGUUAGUUCGGGUAGAGACCGAAAACCAGAAGAAGUGGCUCUCAGUGAAGAAUGUGAACUGAAAAGUUUAGUUUUCCGAGCAGAAAGGUGCUUUUACCUGGCAAAAUCUUAUAGUUUGGCUGGUAAGAGGGUAGAAGCAUAUGCUUUGUUCUGCAGAGCUUGUUCCUUAGCUGAUGAUGCUCUUAAGAAGCUUCAGAGUUCGGCCAAUGCUGAUCAGGUUGCUAUCAAGGAACUGAAGAUGCUUUACAAUGAUUGUCGAUCCAACAUUUGUAUAGAACAUGCAACAGGAGUUAUGGAGGAGGAGAAGGCUCCAGAAAAUCUCUCUGAAAAGAUCUCAAGUAUCUCAUUAACAGGAAAUUAUAAGAAGCUUGAAAAGCUGCUCAUGGAGAACCUGGAGAAUUACGAAUCUGCUGUUGGUGACCCGACCACAAAAUCAACCCCACAUAUCUCAGUCUUCCCGCCUGCCUUUCAAGCAGUCCCGCGCAAUCCAGUUAUCAUGGAUCUCGCCUACAACUCAAUUGACUUCCCGUCACUGGAGAACAGGAUGAAGAAAGACAAGAAAAGUUUACUUAGUAGGCUUUGGGGAUGAGCUUCAUUUACAUUGCCUCUGGAUUAUAGAGGUCUGCGGACAAAAUCUAGAUUUUGGCCCUUCUUACUUCGACUUUAACUUGGAAAUUUUGACUUAUCAGGCUGUAAAAGAACUUGUGUAUGGGUAAUGCUAAUUUGCGAAAACACAUUCAAGAAACUGAGUUUUUAGUUGGGGCUGAAAUUUAGCAAAAUAUACAAUGUGUAACAAAGACCAUUUUCUUAUUAGCUUGUGGAUCUUUCCUGCUGUCUGCGUGGGAAAACUUAUGUGGAUUA
Messenger RNA from Salvia hispanica, 2279 nucleotides. RefSeq lists its product as uncharacterized. Gene Ontology annotation, biological process: SRP-dependent cotranslational protein targeting to membrane. The record is from RefSeq and is a predicted model, not a curated record. Gene Ontology annotation, molecular function: 7S RNA binding; signal recognition particle binding; endoplasmic reticulum signal sequence receptor activity. NCBI's taxonomy places the organism in Eukaryota, Viridiplantae, Streptophyta, Magnoliopsida, Lamiales, Lamiaceae. Gene Ontology annotation, cellular component: signal recognition particle, endoplasmic reticulum targeting.